GAAACGCAGGAGUGAGUCUGAAGGAUUGCCGGCGAGGGUGCGCUUUAGUAAAGCUGAUCGCAGUAAAUGCGACCCUAUUUUAAGGCGAUUUAUAUUAGCGUAUGUUUAUUUAUUGUUCCUGGUGCAUGCCCUUAAUUUUACCGUAGUUUAAAUAAGCUGGGAUUUUGCGUGUCGGCCGUUAGUAUAUAUUGUUCUCCUUUUUACCUAGUGUGGUGUAGAAUUAAUAUUAUUUGAUGAUGAUUUGGGUAGUUCUCUGUGCCGGUCUAAUUUGCACACCCCUUCUGGCAAGUGCUAAUCUUUCCAAGCGGCACGCUAUCGGUUGCUCAGAGCGCUGUGAUAAAUCACUAUGUCCCCCAAUCCCGGCUGACUGCCUGGCCGGCGACAUCCUCGACCAGUGCGACUGCUGUCCGGUGUGCGCCUCUGGCGAGGGCGAAAUCUGCGGAAGACUGGGCGACCCGGAAUGCGGGGAGGGCUUGGAGUGCUCGGUUAGCGACGGCGUGGGCUUCUCCGCCACGGUCCGCAGGAGGGCGAAAACCGGAGUGUGCGUCUGCAAAAGUUCCGAAGCGGUGUGCGGCAGCGACGGAGUUUCCUAUCGCAACAUCUGCGAGCUGAAGCGGGUCAGCAACCGGGCUCAAAAGCUCCAGCAGCCGCCUGUCAUCUUUAUACAGAGAGGAGCCUGCGGUAAAGGUCAGGAGAACCCAGACAGCCUAAGACAUCGAUACAACUUCAUCGCCGAUGUGGUGGAGAAGGUGGCCCCCGCCGUGGUUCACAUUGAACUCUACCGCAAGAUGGUGUUCUCCAAGCGCGAGAUGGCUGUGGCCAGUGGCUCGGGCUUUGUCGUGUCCGAGGACGGGCUCAUCGUUACCAACGCUCACGUGGUGGCCAACAAGCAUCGCGUCAAAGUCGAACUGAAGAGCGGCGCCACUUUCGAUGCCAAGAUCAAGGAUGUGGACGAGAAGGCCGACAUUGCCCUCAUCAAGAUCGAUGCCCCGAUGAAGCUGCCCGUACUGCUACUGGGCCGCUCGGCGGACCUGCGGCCGGGGGAGUUCGUGGUGGCCAUAGGCAGCCCCUUCUCCCUGCAGAACACCGUCACCACAGGCAUCGUCAGCACCACCCAGCGCGGCGGCAAGGAGCUGGGUCUCCGCAACUCCGACAUGGACUACAUCCAGACGGACGCCAUCAUCAACUACGGAAAUUCUGGAGGUCCGUUGGUUAACCUGGACGGAGAAGUGAUCGGAAUCAACACCCUGAAAGUGACCGCGGGCAUCUCCUUCGCCAUCCCCUCCGACAAGAUCCGUCAGUUUCUGGCAGAGUCACAUGACAGGCAGGCCAAAGGUAAAACGGCGCCCAAGAAAAAGUACAUCGGCAUCCGGAUGAUGACUCUGACUCCGACACUCGCUAAAGAGCUUAAGGAGCGACAGAAAGACUUCCCAGACGUCACCUCCGGGGCGUACGUCAUCGAGGUCAUCUCGAAAACACCGGCUGAAGUAGCGGGCCUGAAGGAGAGUGAUGUCAUCAUCAGCAUCAAUGGGCAGCGCAUCACCUCUGCCAGUGACGUCAGCGGCGCCAUCAAGCGGGACGACAGCCUGCGGCUGGUGGUGCGGCGUGGGAAUGAGGACGUCAUCGUCACUGUCGUCCCCGAAGAGAUCGACCCUUGACCAGCGCCGGGCAGCCGCCGGUUUCCCAGCCCGUGGACCUCUCCGCGCCGGCACCGAGCCGCCGCUCUUAGAACCCGCAACCCGUAGUGUCGCUCUUAGCGGUCGGACGGAAAACUUUGUCCGCUCCAGGAGCUGUUCCGUGUGCGAAGAUUUGCAGCCGCGUUUUAGUCUCACUUCGCUAACCGUGCGUUUUACCUUACUUAUGUACGCUUCGAAAGACAUUACCACUGUCCGUGUACCUGCACUCGGUUGACCAGCGUCUUUACGGAAGAGCAUCGGGGCCACCUAAAAGGGAACAAAUUAUAAAACUUUUGAGAUUCAUGUCAAAAAUUCUGUGACUGAGGUCAAAUUUUGAGAAUAAAGUAGAAAAAUGAGAUUAAACCUGAAUUUUAUGGAUAGCUCGUCCUAUUAGAAAUGAGUCUUUAUUUCGUGCGGAAUGUGCCAGGAAGGCUGAAUUUGCGGCACCUGUAUGGUGUCAUCAUGUAAGACGAUUCACCCUCUACGGAUAUCUCACAGUCGCUCUCAGCCGACUUUCUUUUCUCUCGAGAGUUUGGAAUUAUUUCGACAUGAGUCAAACUUGAUCUCAAAAUUUUGGAUUUCAGACUCAAAUUAUUAAAUAAUUUGUGCUAUUAGCUGGCUCUACUCUUCCGUAUGUCUUAAUCCUUUGUGUUUCUACGUCAGUUUUUAUAUAUUGUAACUAAUCACUCAGAGAAGCCCGGCGCGGGACAUUCGACAGAAGAGUUGGAAUUGCAGGAUACUGUAGAUUUUUUUGUUAUUUUUUUUAUUUGAUUUUGUGUUGUUUCGUUUUCUUUUUGAUGACACCUAGGAGAAAAGGGAAUAAACGUUUUACCAUAGUCUUUUCCCGAAA
This is a messenger RNA of Brienomyrus brachyistius, 2526 nucleotides long. RefSeq names its product serine protease HTRA1B. Gene Ontology annotation, molecular function: protein binding; serine-type endopeptidase activity. The record is from RefSeq and is a predicted model, not a curated record. Gene Ontology annotation, biological process: positive regulation of apoptotic process; programmed cell death; proteolysis. The transcript has 9 exons. Bases 234 to 1658 code for a protein of 474 amino acids. Gene Ontology annotation, cellular component: extracellular region. Lineage: Eukaryota; Metazoa; Chordata; Actinopteri; Osteoglossiformes; Mormyridae.